AUCUGGUCUAAUUAGAAUGAGCGGCGACGGGGAGAUCGGCUCCCUGCAUACCGGCGCUGAAGGAGCUCCGUGCGUCAAAAGAGAUCCAAAGGCGAAAGAAAGGUCCGGGUAGGAUCGCCGCGGAGAGAAAGUGCCCGACGGAGCGCUGACACUCCCCACACAGACUCCCAGGCAAGACAGACGCAGCUACACAACUCUUCGUGAGGAAAGGGGGGAAGCGGAUCAUCUGAAUUCAAACAGUGCCGCUUGCAUGGCAUCCACUCUGGGAAACGGCACUCGCAGCCCGGGACAUCCGGGCGCCCAGCUGAAACGGAGGCUGAAACGCAGAAGNCCGGGACAUCCGGGCGCCCAGCUGAAACGGAGGCUGAAACGGAGAAGACGCUCUAAGAGAAAAGAAAAGAUGGGCGGGGUUUCGGCUUUCAAGCUGCUGCUGACGGAAACAGCGCGCGCAGAGGACGAGGACAGUUUGAGUACCAGCAGUGGGGAGGUGAAGGAGAACCGGGACACUGGAAACCUGGAUGAGUGCCCCAUUGGCCCAAGGUGCUGCCAGUCAUUCUUCAGCCCUGACACUACCAGAGGCGGGACUUCCGGUUUGAAAAGGAAACAGCCUCUUGAGGAAGGAAAUGGCCGGCGCCUGCGAAAGCCCGAGCCGGUCCGCAGGAAGCAGUCAUGGUCCGUCUUGCCGAAGAAUGCCUUGGUGCAUCUGAAUGAGCUCCGACCGGGCUUACAGUACCAGAUGCUGGCCCAGACAGGUCCCCGGCAUGCUCCUGUGUUCUCCGUCACCGUGGAGGUGAAUGGGCUGGCAUUCAAGGGCACUGGGGCCACGAAGAAGGCAGCCAAAAUGCGGGCAGCUGAGCUGGCCCUCGGGUCGUUCAUCCAGUUCCCCAAUGCCUCCCAGGCCCACCUGACGAUGGCCGGUGCGGAGCAGUCCCCGGUGGACUUCACCUCAGACCGGGCUGCAGACUACUUGGGCAUCCUGUUCAAGGAGUUUGAGCCAUCAGCUCACAGUGACAGGGCCCCCGAGCUCCGGAACCGGCAGGCAGCACCGCAGACGGGCUACAAGAGCCCAGUGGCACUGCUGAAUGAGCUGCGGCCAGGCCUGCGGUACCUGUGCCUCGCGGGUGGUGCCGAGGCUGGCCGGGUCCACCGCCGCUUUGUCAUGGCGCUCAGGGUGGACGGUAGAACGUUUGAGGGCUCGGGCCGCAGCAAGAGGCUGGCAAAGAGCCGGGCGGCCCUGUCAGCCCUUCGGAGCGUCUUUGGCUUGGGGCUGCCACCCAGCUGGGGGGGCAUCGGGGAGCCUGGCAGGAAGCACCCCCACUUACCCCAGGGCUUUGCCGAGUCAAUAUUCCACUUGGUGGCAGAGAAAUACAGCGAGCUGGCAGGCAGCUGCACCCCCUUGCAUGCGCCUCGCAAAGUCUUGGCAGGCAUCGUACUGACCAGAGGAUUAGAUCUCCGACGGGCCCAAGUGGUAGCCAUAGCGACCGGCACAAAGUGCCUCAACGGUGAAUACAUCAGUGACCAGGGGCUCGUGGUGAACGACUGUCACGCCGAAAUCGUCGCGCGGAGGGCGUUUCUCCGCUUCUUGUACUCGCAGCUAGAGCUCCUUCUCAGCAAGCGACAGGAGGACAAGGAGAGAUCGAUCUUCAUGUGGCGUCAGGAGGGGUACCGGCUCCGGGAAAGCGUCAUGUUCCAUAUGUACAUCAGCACGUCACCCUGCGGCGAUGCCCGGCUCAACUCGCCCUAUGAGACCACGGCGGACCCGCAUCGGCAGCUGCGCCCGGUGAGGAGGUGCCGUGCCCAUCUGCGGACAAAGGUGGAGUCCGGCGAGGGCACGCUGCCCGGGCGUUCCCGCCAGGCCGCCCAAACGUGGGACGGGGUCCUGCAGGGCGAACCUCUAGCCACCAUGUCGUGCACCGACAAGAUUGCAAGGUGGAAUGUUCUCGGCCUCCAGGGGGCGCUGCUCUCCCGUCUGGUGGAGCCAGUGUACCUGCACAGCCUGACGGUGGGCAGCCUACUGCACGUGGGCCACCUAUCCCGUGCUACGGCUCAGCGGCAGGAGAGGCUCGGUCCCCUGGCCGCCCCGUACCGACGCCACCGGCCCCUUCUCAGCUGUCUUGGCCGCAGCCCCCCCCGGCAGCCGGGGAAGCCUCCCAGUUCCAGCCUGAACUGGACGAUCGGCGACACCCAGCCGGAGGUGCUGAAUGCCUCCAGGGGCACCAGGGCCCCCUCGGGGGCCCCCUCUCGGAUCUGUAAACGGGCCCUCUUCUCCCGCUGGGCGAGGUUGCUCCACAAGCUGCCUGGACCUGGAGCAGGCGGAACGACGGAGCCGCUGGUGUAUGGAGAGGCUAAGCAGAGGGCAGGCCUCUACCAGAAGGUCAAGCAGAGGUGGUUCAGGGUCCUGCAUGAGGCUGGCCUCGGGACUUGGGUACGGAAGCCCCCGGAGCAGGACCACUUCCUGGUGUGCGUGUGAGCAUGGAUGGGGGGGGGGGGGGUGAAGGUUUACAUUCAGCCAACCCCCCCCUACUUCUCCUACACCGCUGCCAGUCCAGUCUCCCAUGGGCUGGUGAAGUAUGAGCUAAGAUGCGUGACAAUUACCCGCAAUUAGAAAGAAAACCCAGCGCCAACCAGGCAAACUGCACAGAAUAUGGGCUGCAGAGAAACUCUGAAAUGAGAUGGUGGAGACGGGGACAUUGUGAGACAGGCUAACACUGAAAUGAAAUGGCAUUAGAGGCUUUAUGAGACAGGCUAACACUGAAAUGAAAUGACACAUAGAGGCAUUGUCAGACAGGCUAACACUGAAAUGAAAUGGCACAUAGAGGCAUUGUGAGACAGGCUAACACUGAAAUGAAAUGGCACAUAGAGGCAUUGUGAGACAGGCUAACACUGAAAUGAAAUGACACAUAGAUGCAUUGUGAGACAGGCUAACACUGAAAUGAACUGACACAUAGAGGCAUUGUGAGACAGGCUAACAAUGAAAUGAAAUAACACAUAGAGGCAUUGUGAUACAGGCUAAUACUGACAGGAAACAGUAGACACAAACAGGCAUUGUGAGACAAGCUGACACUGAAAUAACACUGAUUAGUACACUAUUAUUGCACUGAACUACUUAGUGCAGGUAGACUAAAGCUGUGCUCAGUCAGCCAAGUGGCAUGAAAUGUGACAUUCUGACAUUCAAUUUUCCCCUCACUGCUCCCCGCCCCAGUCUCACUCAGAAAAUAGGGGCAGAUCUUUGCACCAAGGAAACAAAUUUUGCACCGGCCUUGUAUCCAGAACAAAACCCAAGAGUAUAAAAUCACAUCAACCCGGUGCAUUAAUGGCGCCAUUCAGUGCCCCCGAAAGUCGAGCCACAUCAUCUGCCGUCAUCGCCUUUCUGUGGUACACCAUGUUUCUUUAGCAGAGAGCACUCUUGGGAUGGCCGUUAUUCACGGCCCCCCCCGCCCCCCGCGCCGCUUCGCCUCUAAAAGAUGAGUGGGUCUCCUUAAGCAUGGAGCUUAUAAAACACCCAGUGUCAGGCGAAGCGAGUGACUCUUUAGCGUGCAGAUAAUGGGUAUUACAUGACCUGUAACAGCUUUGCCCCGGGCAUAACCCGCGAGCUGGCCCACAGUAGGCACUGCCAGAUGGAGGCAGCCAUUUUGCAAUUACCGUUAGCAAAGCCUAUAAAAGUAUAUGAAAAUUUUAAUUACAAACAGUCUCGACGGCGGGAGCAGUGUUGUGAUACACGGGCAGUACUGCCACCCCCCAUCCCCACCUUAAACUUGUGAGCGAGAUUACUUUUCCACCAGAAGCCUCAGACUGGUGUGUGUUUAACAUUUAGUGCCAGUGGGCCUGACGUCUGGGCUCAGCCAGGCGGCCCAGGCAGGUCGCUGCGAGAGGCUUUGGGAGUCGUCAGAAUUCACGACCAAAGCUAAAAGCUAAGCGCGUCUUGGAGAGCAAGAUGGGGUCGGCUAAAAGAGAAGUGUCACCGUCUCUGUAAUAGUACAAAUCACUGAAAGACAACUGGUAAUGUCUGGGAAUGUUUGUGUACUACAGAGAUAGUCUCCAAAUAUUGUCUCAGUUAAACCGCUAUCUCUAUAGUAAACAAACAUUCCCUGGCAUUCCCAGUUAUUUCAAUAUUCAUCAUCUUCAUCCAUCCAUCUUCUGUAACCACUUGUCCUGUUCAGGGUCACAGGAGGUUCAGAGCCUAUGGACACAAGGCGGGGAACAACCCAGGAUGGGGUGUCGACCCAUGUCAGAAUGCACUCACACACCUAUGGGCAAUUUGGCAACUCCAGUGAACCUCAGCAUGUUUUUGGAUUGGGGGAGGGGAGAUAAUGCAAAUUCCAUACAUGUGGAAAUAUGGCAAAGACUUGAACCCUGUUCCAAGAGGUGUAAGGGCACAGUGCUAACCACUGCACCACCAUGCCAUCAUCGUCAUCGUUAUAAUCAAACAUCUAUCCCAAGUUUUCUAUGACAACUUUGACAAGUUUGAAGCUUUACAUAUUUAACAUGGAAGCUUUUACUCAUAAACUUUUCUCUUUAUUAGGAUCCACAAAAGCAUAUUUAAGGCACCUCAGCCAUGUCAGUGGUAGAUAUUGCUCAAACAGGAGUAGGGUUUAUGUUGGGUUUAUAAUUUUGUAUCUUAAGGGACAGUGACAUCUAGUGGUCAGAAAUUACAUCUGCACUCAGACAAGUGCUUAAAUCAGGGGUGGGCAAUCGAAUCCGCAAAGGGCCAGUGUCUACGCAGGUUUUUGGGAUAACCUGUAGGUCAGCUGUUCAAACCCAGGUGUGAGGACUCUUCAGCCAAUCAGUCGAAUUUAGUGACCUAAUUAGGGAGUUGCAGCGAAAACCUGCAUAUCCAAUGGCCCUUUCUGGAUAAGAUUGCCCACCCCUGGCUUAGAUCCACAAAGCAACCCAUCUGCCCAAGAGGCAACUUAGUCUUUUACCAUGAGGAUAAGGUCAGGUCCCUAAAGGUGGUUUAUCAAGCAUCCAGCCUAAUAAAUAACUAAACUAAUGUGCCACGAAAAAAUCUUCCACUGGCAUUUUUUAAGGAAAAAGACGAGUGUCACAGGUGUCACUUGACUAGCUGAGAACAGACAUAUUUGUUCAACUUUGAAGUGUCAUCCUCACUCUGUCUUAAAACGCAGGUAAACGUGUAACUUACCCCGAGAGUGCAGCUCUCCGAAUUCAGCCAUGAAAGGCCAUUCAUUUCGUGCGGGAAAAACAAUCACCAAAUCACAUGUCUAGGAGAUUUAUUCUGAGAAUGAGUACAGAAAACCACUUGUGUUUCAAGGUGAACUUGCCUCAGAAAUUCAUGUAUAUAAUGUGGAUCUUUCCACUUGGCACCAAACCAGUUUUCAUGUCACCCACUACGCUGGAAUCCGUUCCGGAUUUCCGUUCCCGUUCUUGUAUUUGGACACCAUGCAGAUAAUAGUGCGCGGUGAUGAAACUUCACCAGGAUGACACCGGAUUCCACUGCACUGAAACCCCGAAUCACAAGUGACUUUGUCUGAUCCAGCCUGGUUACAGCAAGCAGCCCCUCAUGCUUUGUGCAUGAAAGUAAUAUAUGUGUAAAUAAUUACAUUUGAACGGUCUAAUCAGAGCUGUGUUCCUAGCAUUUGUUUAUAAGAAAUAAAAAAAGAAUACAGAUGUAAAAUAUGUAUAGUGAACUUCUGUACAUUAUCAAUUGUUUUUUUUUUUGUCCUAGUAAAUAAAAAUUGUGAAUUUAGUGAA
Paramormyrops kingsleyae is the source of this 5709-nucleotide messenger RNA. RefSeq names its product double-stranded RNA-specific editase B2-like. Gene Ontology annotation, cellular component: nucleolus; cytoplasm. Lineage: Eukaryota; Metazoa; Chordata; Actinopteri; Osteoglossiformes; Mormyridae. Gene Ontology annotation, biological process: adenosine to inosine editing; RNA processing. The record is from RefSeq and is a predicted model, not a curated record. Gene Ontology annotation, molecular function: adenosine deaminase activity; double-stranded RNA binding; tRNA-specific adenosine deaminase activity.